ACCACUGCGUUUACGUAGUUAACUUUAUCUGUGACUGUAAUAACGUAACGUAAACACCGUAAGAAGUUUAAAAUCUGUAAAAUUUUCACAAUAUGAAUAGUCUUAAAGCAAUUUCUAACUUAUUUAGUCACAGUAUAACGUGUUUUCAAAAUCAAAACCUUCAACAAAUUCGCACGAAAUGGGUAAAUCGAUGGAUGAUUCGAGAUGUAAAACGCCGGAAACUAGCCACGGAGAUGGCUCCUGCUCGUCUGCGGGUCAAUUCUUUACGAAAGAAUGAUAUUUUACCACAGGAGCUUCGUGAGAUAGCAGAUGCUGAAAUAGCCGCUUUUCCGCUAAAUUCAACACCUUUGAGGAUGAAUAAACGUUGUGUGAUAACUUCAAGACCCAGAGGAGUAGUUAAUAGGUGGAGAGUUAGUAGAAUUGUCUUUAGGCAUUUAGCUGAUUAUAAUAAGCUCUCAGGUGUGCAAAGAGCUAUGUGGUAAUGCUUUUCAGACUUUAGUAUAACAAAUACAGUACUUUAGAACAAAAUUUAAAAAAGA
This is a messenger RNA of Tribolium madens (black flour beetle), 539 nucleotides long. RefSeq names its product 28S ribosomal protein S14, mitochondrial (gene mRpS14). Gene Ontology annotation, cellular component: ribosome; mitochondrial small ribosomal subunit. The transcript is spliced from 2 exons. Gene Ontology annotation, molecular function: structural constituent of ribosome. Gene Ontology annotation, biological process: translation. The coding region runs from base 93 to 482 and encodes 129 amino acids. The record is from RefSeq and is a predicted model, not a curated record. Lineage: Eukaryota; Metazoa; Arthropoda; Insecta; Coleoptera; Tenebrionidae.